UCCCGGCGGCCCCGCGCGCCUCCCGCCCUCCUCUGCGCUCUCUCCAGUGCCGUCGCCGCCAUGGGCCGCGUCCGCACGAAGACGGUGAAGAAGGCCGCCCGGGUGAUUAUCGAGAAGUACUACACUCGUCUGGGGAACGACUUCCACACCAACAAGCGAGUGUGUGAGGAGAUCGCCAUCAUCCCCAGCAAGAAGCUGCGGAACAAGAUCGCGGGGUAUGUCACCCACCUGAUGAAGCGUAUCCAGAGGGGGCCUGUUCGAGGCAUCUCCAUCAAACUGCAGGAGGAGGAGAGGGAGAGGAGGGACAACUACGUCCCUGAGGUCUCUGCCCUUGACCAGGAGAUCAUUGAAGUGGACCCGGACACCAAGGAGAUGCUGAAGCUCCUGGACUUUGGCAGCCUGUCCAACCUGCAGGUGACACAGCCCACGGUGGGGAUGAACUUCAAAACGCCAAGAGGAGCACUCUGAGGCAGCACCUGUAUGUCAUUUUUCCAAUAAAAGUGGGAAAACCACCUAA
Messenger RNA from Calypte anna (Anna's hummingbird), 517 nucleotides. RefSeq names its product ribosomal protein S17 (gene RPS17). Gene Ontology annotation, cellular component: ribosome. The coding region runs from base 61 to 468 and encodes 135 amino acids. The transcript is spliced from 5 exons. Lineage: Eukaryota; Metazoa; Chordata; Aves; Apodiformes; Trochilidae. The record is from RefSeq and is a predicted model, not a curated record. Gene Ontology annotation, biological process: translation. Gene Ontology annotation, molecular function: structural constituent of ribosome.